This is a messenger RNA of Nakaseomyces glabratus, 1170 nucleotides long. RefSeq names its product Dlt1p (gene DLT1). The record is from RefSeq and is a predicted model, not a curated record. NCBI's taxonomy places the organism in Eukaryota, Fungi, Ascomycota, Saccharomycetes, Saccharomycetales, Saccharomycetaceae.
AUGAUUCUUCAAGAGCAACGACGACUCCGAUUGUGGUUGUACAAAAGUUCAUUAUUCAUAUCAGUUCUGUUUUUGAUUGGUUUUUCCAUUGUACUUCCUGUAGACUCAAUCGUCCAAGCUAUACAAUCAGAAAAUAAUGGAUUCAAUACGAUCAUCGUUAUUGGGUCUUUAGCAGUAUUCUUUGUGGCCGCUGUCACUAUUCUAAUCGGAAGGAUGCUUUUACAUAAAAGCUGUUUGAAGGAUAUUCCAAGGCGUUAUAUUCCAGUUACGAAUGCCGAUCUCCCGCAUAAAUCCAGUAGAAAAAUGGUUAUACACAAUAUGGAAAGAUCAAAAAAAUUAUCCGGACUUUUCAAGACGCCUAAGGAUCCGGUAAUCCAUCCGGGUCUUGAACCUCCAGCCAGAUGCGACGAUCCAAAUACCCCAAAAAUUCUACCAGAAUAUUUAAAUUAUAAGAUUUGCAUAAAAAGUGCAACAGAUAGACUCAAAUAUUAUGGCCUUUUUCUAAACAGCGCAUCUGAUGAUGUGAAAAGCUCACAAACAUUUACUGAUCUCGUGAAGUCACAGUUUAUCAAGGGAAACCAUAAUAAGAGACAAGUGCAAAGAGCAAAAGACUUCAUAGAACUUUAUGAGCGAAUAAGAUUUUCAGGUGAUGAGGUUUCUAGAAGUGAAUUCAUACAGUUUGCGGAAAAUUGUAUUUAUUUCAGCGAUUUGAUGAUAACAAUGGAUAUUACCAAAGUUGGUUUAGGAAAUAUUAGCACCAGAUCUCAAUUAUCAUUUAAUAUCGCAGGUAGUUCUGUUGACAGAAAGUUACGUAAACUCAACACUGCCAGGUCCAAUCAGAUAUCAAGACUAUCUUCCGGUCAAUAUCCUGAUAUUACAGCCUUCAGAUACGAUACAUCCAACUCAGACUACCACAGGCAGGAAACCGACGAAGAUGACUUUGCACUAGAUGAUAUGGAUUACUUUCCCUCUGUUCCACCUUACAUGAUCAGAAGAAACAGUACAAAUACGGUUUCAAUGAGGAUACCAACAAGUAAUAGCGACGACCAGUAUAAUUUGGGAUUCAAUGAAAUAGGCGAUGAAGACAUACAGAACAAUGACCAAAUAAGAAGAUAUAUGUCUAACACCUCUAAAACAGACAGUUUUAAAACAGUUAUUCAUAACGGAUAA